UUGAUUGUUGUGUUCGCUCGCUACGUUUUACUGAGUAAGCUUUUCAGUCCAAGAAGUGUCCCGGUGAAGAAAGGUUGUAAGCAGUAAGGAACUCAGAUCGUGAAAGAAUGCGUCAGCUAAAAUAUCAUGAGCAAAAACUCCUGAAGAAGGUGGACUUUCUACGAUGGAAGAGCGACGACAAUGUCCGCGAGCUCCAGGUCUUGCGGCGAUACCACAUUCAAGACCGCGACGACUACAAGAAGUACAAUAAAAUAUGCGGCAUGAUUACAAAGCUUACCAGCAUGCUAAAGCGGCUAGACCCCAAAGACGCGACGAGGAUAGAGUUGACUGACCAGCUUUUGGAAAAGCUCUACAACAUGGGUGUCCUCCCCACGAAGAAGAGCUUGGUCCAGUGCGAUAAACUGGCCACGGCCGCGUUCUGCCGGCGGCGGCUGGCGGUGGUCAUGGUCCGACUCAAGAUGUCGGAAACGCUGCGAGAGGCUGCCACCUUCAUCGAGCAGGGUCACGUGCGUGUGGGUCCUGACACCGUGACCGACCCCGCCUUCCACGUGACACGCAACAUGGAGGACUUCGUGACCUGGGUGGACACGUCCAAGGUGAAGCGGAAGGUCCUCAAGUACAACGACAAGCUGGACGACUACGACUUGCUCAUGUAGUGUGCGUGUGUGCGUGCGUGUAGACGGCAGCUGUGGAUGUGUGCGUGGGCUGGUGUACUUCAGGCUGGUGUUGAUGCGCGCGAGUUGUCUACAGUUGCAUGUGGCCAGGACGGUAGGUAG
Molecule: messenger RNA, 776 nt
Organism: Volvox carteri f. nagariensis
Lineage: Eukaryota; Viridiplantae; Chlorophyta; Chlorophyceae; Chlamydomonadales; Volvocaceae
Exons: 4
Coding region: 108-656 (182 amino acids)
Biological process (GO): rRNA processing
Cellular component (GO): small ribosomal subunit; small-subunit processome; Mpp10 complex
Molecular function (GO): rRNA binding; snoRNA binding; structural constituent of ribosome
Source: RefSeq, a predicted model, not a curated record